Leptinotarsa decemlineata (Colorado potato beetle) is the source of this 924-nucleotide messenger RNA. RefSeq names its product Ribosomal protein S3A (gene RpS3A). Gene Ontology annotation, cellular component: ribosome. The record is from RefSeq and is a predicted model, not a curated record. Gene Ontology annotation, molecular function: structural constituent of ribosome. Lineage: Eukaryota; Metazoa; Arthropoda; Insecta; Coleoptera; Chrysomelidae. Gene Ontology annotation, biological process: translation.
UUGGUAACACUGCGUUACCAGUUUAACUGUCUAUCUGUUCUGUCUUCACACUUCUCUUCAAUAUUAGCUCUCAGAAAUGGCGGUGGGUAAAAAUAAAGGUCUUUCUAAAGGUGGCAAGAAAGGAGUGAAAAAGAAGAUUGUAGACCCGUUCACAAGAAAAGAUUGGUAUGAUGUCAAGGCCCCGUCAAUGUUUGCCACCCGACAGGUUGGCAAAACCUUGGUAAACCGUACCCAAGGUACCAAGAUUGCCUCUGAAGGUUUGAAAUCCAGAGUGUUUGAAGUAUCCCUUGCUGACUUGCAAAACGAUAAUGAUGCUGAACGCUCCUUCAGGAAGUUCCGUCUUAUUGCUGAGGAUGUGCAGGGUAGAAAUGUAUUGACCAAUUUCCAUGGCAUGGAUUUGACUACUGAUAAACUGAGGUCAAUGGUCAAAAAAUGGCAGACGUUGAUUGAAGCUUCAGCUGAUGUCAAAACAUCUGAUGGAUACCUGUUACGAGUAUUUUGUAUUGGUUUUACAAACAAAGACCAAUUGUCUCAGAGAAAAACUUGCUAUGCUCAGCAUACACAAGUUAGGGCUAUCCGUAAGAAAAUGGUUGAAAAAAUUAUCGCUGAAAUUCAAAAGUCUGACUUGAAAGGAGUUGUAAAUAAACUUCUUCCUGACAGUAUAGCUAAGGAUAUUGAGAAAGCCUGCCAGGGUAUCUAUCCUCUUCACGACGUAUACAUCCGUAAAGUGAAAGUUCUGAAGAAACCCCGUUUCGAACUGUCCAAGCUCUUGGAGUUGCAUGGUGAUGGCGGUAAAGGAGGAUCUGGUGAACCCGGUGGUGAUGCUGGCUCUAAAGUUGAUAGGCCUGAAGGUUAUGAACCACCAGUACAAGAAAACGUUUAAACUUUUAAAGAAUGUUGUAAUAAAACUGGAAAAGAAGUAAA